AAAUGCUAAAUAUUUUAUUUAUUUAUUUAUUAAGAAGUGGGUAAAAUAAAAUAGCUAUAUGCGGCUAGACCAUGCUUUAAAACAGACCCUAAAAUGCAUUUUGCCUCGGAAGAAGCAGACGAGAGGGCUGACAGUUAAAAGGACACUAGAUGCGGGAGUCUUGUCUGUGGGCAGGAUCAGCUCCAAAAGUCAAAAUGAGGUCACCUGAAAAAGGAAUUGCUGUAAAGGAUCCUACAGCUGUAGAAAGAGCAAACUUAUUGAAUAUGGCUAAACUGAGUAUCAAAGGCCUCAUUGAGUCAGCGCUGAGCUUUGGCCGCACUCUGGAUUCCGACUACCCCCCUCUGCAGCAGUUCUUCGUUGUCAUGGAGCACUGCCUCAAGCACGGCUUGAAAGUAAGAAAAUCCUUUCUAAGUUACAAUAAAACCAUCUGGGGUCCUCUGGAACUUGUGGAGAAGUUAUAUCCAGAAGCUGAGGAAAUAGCAGCAAGUGUCAGAGAUUUGCCCGGCCUUAAGACGCCGCUGGGCCGUGCCCGGGCCUGGCUGCGGUUGGCACUGAUGCAAAAGAAAAUGGCUGAUUAUCUUCGCUGUUUGAUCAUCCAGAGAGAUCUCCUCAGUGAAUUUUAUGAGUACCACGCUCUGAUGAUGGAGGAAGAAGGAGCAGUAAUUGUUGGGCUGUUGGUUGGGUUAAAUGUGAUAGAUGCCAACCUGUGUGUGAAGGGAGAAGACCUGGAUUCACAAGUUGGGGUGAUUGAUUUCUCUGUGUAUUUGAAGAGUGAUGAUGACAUCGGGGGUAAGGAAAGAGAUGUUCAGAUUGCUGCAAUAUUGGACCAAAAGAAUUAUGUUGAAGAACUAAACAGGCAACUGAAUAGCACAGUCAGCAGCCUCCAUGCAAGGGUUGAUUCACUGGAGAAAUCAAACACUAAACUGAUCGAAGAGUUAGCGAUAGCUAAAAACAAUAUAAUUAAACUCCAGGAAGAAAACCAUCAAUUAAGGAGUGAAAAUACUCUGAUUUUAAUGAAAACCCAGCAUCAUCUAGAGGCAACUAAAGUGGAUGUUGAAGCAGAACUUCAGACCUACAAACACUCCAGGCAGGGUUUGGAUGAGAUGUACAGUGAAGCUCGCAGGCAGCUUCGGGAGGAGUCCCAGCUUCGACAGGAUAUGGAGAAUGAGCUGGUGGUUCAAGUCAGUAUGAAACACGAGAUAGAGCUUGCCAUGAAGUUGCUGGAGAAGGAUAUCCAUGAGAAGCAGGAUACCCUCAUCGGCCUCCGCCAGCAGCUUGAUGAAGUUAAAGCAAUUAACAUGGAAAUGUACCAAAAGCUGCAGGUUUCUGAAGAUGCUAUGAAAGAAAAGAGUGAAAUAAUUAGUCGAUUAGAGGAUAAGACCAAUCAAAUUAAUGCAGCUAUGAAACAACUAGAACAAAGUGACAAAGAUCUGUUAACUCAAACUAGGACUAUUGCAAUGUCAUUCGUCAAAUGUGCCAGCAAUGAAGCUCAGCACCAGUAUAAGCUUGUCAAGGAUAUAUCAUUCUGAAAGCUCCUCCUCAUCUGCUGGGUUGAAAUAGUUACUGAUAAAAUAGACCUUCAGAACUUUAAAAUUCAGACUUGAAAGUGGUAUUAGAAAUCCUGCACUGUAACUGGUCGUAGCUGGGUUCUGUUUUGUUUUCUGAAAGAACAUCACCUCCGAUCUCACUUAUCCCUCUUAAAAAACCAGUAAAUUACUGCACUAUUACUAAGCAAAUGUGAGCUAGUUUUCUAAUGCUAUUUAAUCACUUCUUAGUUGUCGAACAAAGUUUAUUGUAGGAGGUUAAAUACCUUUUCCCCUGCUUUCUGCUUUCAGUUGUAGGCUGUAUUUAUCCCCAAAGCGGGCUCUCUGUUGGGUGUUGUGGUUGUAACGAGCGCUGUUUUACACAGAGUGACAGGAGUUUAGGGAAGAGGAGCUGGGUGUUCUAUCAGAACAAUGUGUGUGAGAAAAGAGGGUGCUGCCAACAUAUAUAAUCUGUAUGUACAGUGAAAGAAUUAUGGGGUUUGGGGAUAAAACAGCUAAAGCACAAUUCCAUUUUGCUGAUGUCAUGUGGUGAAAUAUUUUCAUGGAGCCUGACUUGGGUGGGACUCCAGACAGGAGGGGACAGUAGGUUCUGUAGCUGUGCCUCCUGCCCAGAGCAGCUGCACCCUGCUGGCUGCUGGGAAAGGUGCAGUGGUAAAUAGGGUCUAGGGUUAGGGCCCAGCCCCUGAACUUGUCCGACUGGUUUGUCAGCGGAGGAUCUGCCUGGCUGCGUCUGCACAUCAACACCCCAACACCCGUGGGAGUGCCCAAAGCCUUUUCCCUCCCUCCACCCAUCACUAGGCUGCCUUUACAACUCUAAUUUCUGCUGUGAGUUGCUGCUUGGCUGCACUGCAGAAAUAAGAGAGUUUAACCUCCUGACUGCCCCUGAUACACUUCCUGAUGUUUGCUCUGAAAUUUGUAGUGCAGGUUGACUGGGAAAGUAAUCUUCAGGUCUUUCAGCAGAAGGGGAUAUGUUUGCAAAAGUGGGCAGGACACAAUAAUACAGAAAGGUUUCUACUCCAUGGUUAUAUGCUGCCUUAUUCCUUAGUUUGGAGUCAGAAAGAGCCUGUAACAUGGGCUGGCUACUGAAAAAUAAAAGUAAAUAUCUUCCAUCCUCAAAGAAAACCCAAACCACAAGCACUGACUAGACCAGUGGGUGGACCAUAGCAGGAAUGGGAGCACUGUCCAUCUGACAGUCUGUGCAGACAGGUGUCUGCCCCAGUACCAUCUGAGUGGCCAAUCCAGCUGCAAACUGGGGCCAGCUCAGUCUCUGAGUGAAUGCCAGCAGUGCAGUCAGGCCCAGCACCCAGGGGACGGGGCUGCAGCUUUUGGGCAGCAGGUCCCUUUCUGCCUUGCUUGUGGAAACUACACUGGAGUAGAUUUUGCUGUUGGUGUUAAUGUCCUGUGUAGCUUCAUUCAGCUUUUGCACAGGGAACUGACCUGCUUUCCCCAGUAUUCUUCUUGGCAUGUUUUGGCCCUCUGUGCACUACCAUUGCAAGUAUGACUGGGAGCAUUCUCAACCCCCCUGGGACAGCUGAGGUAGUGCACACUGGAUAAGAUUAAUUCCAGCCUUUGUUCACUUGUUUACUGGCAGCUUUUGCAAACUCCUGCUGGUGCAUCAGCAGAAGCCCAGAGGCAAACAUAUUGCUGAUUUACCUCUUUUUAGCUGACACUGGAGUUGAGGCGCUCUGUGUUCAGGUAGCUGCUGGAAGUGAGAAAUCAAGCAUCUCUCAGAUUUCUCCCACCACUUACCUGAGAGGCCCUUAAACAUUUUUGCUAAAUGGGAUGCAGCAGGUGGGGACAUUCAGUGGUCCUUCACAGGCUCUUCCACUCUCCUGCCUUUUCAUCCAGGCAGGGGUAGCCUGAUGAAGCACAAGUCCCAUUUUAGUACAUUCCCUUUGGUUACAUUACAUCCAUCUUUUUUUUUGCACUAAAGAGGUGACCAAGCAGAGAGGACCCACAGUGAAGUAAUGGAUUCCAAGGGGAGUGUUAGCUGAAGCAGGCACAAACCCCUGGAAUUCAGUAAGGAAAGAUUAAAUAAAAAAACCAAUCCCUCAUUUCUUGAUGAAUCGUUUUUAUUUGUCUAUAAUAUGGAGCUAUUUUAACCAGUGUAAGAAUGCAUUAUUUUUAAUACAGAUUAUUUAAUUUAAGAAUAUGAUGUGGUUGAAAUAGUUCUAUAAGUGUAGUGGGACCUGUCAGGGUGUGCUUUGAUGUCUUAGGCUAGUUAAGUUUUUUGCUGUCUGACUGCAGUGCUCUGUAUUCAGCCUUAAGCCUCAAUUGUUUUGAGCUGCUUUUGCACAACACAUGCUCUGCCCCCUCUUAAUGGGUGACUAGUGUGAGCCAGGAUUUUUUUUUGGGGGGGGAAAAAAAGCUUCAAAAAAUACCACAUGAAGGAAUGCUAAAGGAAAAAGAAAAGCAUCAAGUUCUGUGCUUCAAUUCAAACUCUGUAUCAUCAUGCUUUGGCACCUGUUAUUCAUGAGCAGAAAAUAAAGCAGUGAUUGCUGACA
Neopelma chrysocephalum (saffron-crested tyrant-manakin) is the source of this 4048-nucleotide messenger RNA. RefSeq names its product RUN and FYVE domain containing 2 (gene RUFY2). The transcript is spliced from 13 exons. Lineage: Eukaryota; Metazoa; Chordata; Aves; Passeriformes; Pipridae. Gene Ontology annotation, molecular function: metal ion binding. The record is from RefSeq and is a predicted model, not a curated record. Gene Ontology annotation, cellular component: cytoplasm. Bases 150 to 1529 code for a protein of 459 amino acids.